Messenger RNA from Periconia digitata, 2283 nucleotides. Lineage: Eukaryota; Fungi; Ascomycota; Dothideomycetes; Pleosporales; Periconiaceae. The record is from the annotation of a GenBank genome assembly.
GUAAGUCGGCCGUUCGCUGUCAGGCUCGAAUCCACCGUUGGACUACCACCACACUAUUCACCACGUCAUCCUCCUAGCUCCCGGUGUAGCGCGGCUGUGCCCGGUUGUGGGCCAACGUCGUCCAACUGGCCUCGACAUCCCAACCUGUUCGAGAGGUCGCAACUCUCAGGCAGGCUGACGGCCAUGACCGGCCCCAUGGCAUUCCAUGCCCAAACUGCGUCCUUUGCUGGGCCUGCCGAUGGAGAACACAUUCAGUCAGCAGAUGCCAUGACGACUCCGCCUACGAAUGAAAAGAAGUCAAAGAGCACUCGCGUGCGCACCGGCUGUCUCACGUGCCGCGACCGUCAUCUCAAAUGCGACGAAGCGUUUCCCGACUGUCAGAACUGCAAAAAGUCAAAUCGCGAAUGCCGGCGAGGCCUGCGUGUCAACUUCCAGGAGGCCGACAAAAAUAUGGUCAAUUGGCCUGCUCCCUACAUCUUACCUCCAGGGCCCGACUAUCGUAUUAGCUUCCAGGACGAAUCUCGCGAAAUCGCCUCCGAGUACAAAGGCGGCGCUGAAAAGUACCCCACUCCUCUGCAGAAAGGGACCAGUCUGCCUGAGCCCUUUGACUACCAGGACCACUAUCACUACCAGCAUCGUCCCUCGUAUUCCAACAUAGGUUCCGAUCGCAGUGGACAUGGCGGUUUUGCGCCGCCCUUGUCGCAUAAUCGUCAUGCAAGCCAGAUCCACCACCCACCCACGCCCAAUUCCGUGUCCACACAGCCAUCAGCCAAUGCCUUCAUGAACUCCACUCCCAGCGCGCAUUAUUCUGAAGCUCGCCGAGGGCCAGACGAGCUGCCGUCACAAGGCGCGAACUACCUCCAAGACCGUGAAGUCGUCCUCUUUAUGCAAGUUUAUGUUGAAGAAGUGGCCAUAUGGAUGGACAGUAUGGAUUCGAAGAAACACUUUUCACGACUCCUUCCUUUCCACGCAUUGGACCAGCCUAUGUUGCUGAAUUCAUUCUUGGCCUGUGGCGCCCGACACCUCGCCCUUGUUAACCCCAGGUACAGCGACGAUAAGGCCUUAGGCUAUUACGAUCGAGCUACUAAGCACUUGCUGGAGGCACUACAAGAUCCGUAUCGCGAUACGGUGACAUGUGCCACAGCUGCUGUUAUCCUCAACGUCUAUGAGAUCAUGUGUGAGCGCGCUCUGCAACGGAUGAAUCACAUAGCCGGUGCACGAGCUUUGAUCAAAGAGUGCGGGUGGAACGCACGCGCCACGGGUGUCGGUGCGGCAUGUUUCUGGCUCAACAUUGGCAUGGAGAUACUCAGUUGCCUUCAUUUCAAUUGGCAAGUGGCAUGGCACCCAGAUGACUGGGGUCUCGACAUGGACAUGUCUCCUGAACCAGAACUCGGCAACGAAGAGUGUUGGACCCACAGAAUCCUUUACAUUGUCGCAAAGACAUGCAACUUCCGUGCAUCAGUAUCCCACAACACAAAUAACCACACUACCCAACAACAACGCCUGACAGAAUGGGAGUCUCUCAAAGAGCUCGCUGACCACUGGGAUCGAUGCAUACCUAGGACUAUGCAUCCUGUCGCGUACCUCCAGUCAGGCCAAACCAUAUCAGGGUCUGCGUUUCCCGAAGUAUGGCUCAUAAAGCGAACAAGUAUAGUAGCCCGUCUCUUCUACCACACCUGCAUGUGCCUCCUCGCCCAAAUCCACCCUAUCGACGGACCACAGGACCCCAAAAUGCACGCUAUGCGUCAUGAACACUCUAUUCUCAUUUGUGGCAUCAGCGCGCACGUCAAGGACCGAGGCGUAGCCUCCGUAGCCCUCCGCUCUCUCGCCAUUGCAGCAGAGUGCCUAACAGAACGCCGCGCCCAGGAGGAAGUCCUCCAAAUCAUUGAUAAGAUCCAGCAAGAAACCGGCUGGCGCGUCGGCUUCAUCAACAAGGAGCUGCAAGACAAAUGGGGGUGGGGCGAGCAACAGACACAGGUCCUGGCUCCUACAGGUACACAACCUCAAGCCCAGCAACAGCAACCGCUGGUACCGCCUCAGCCUCAGCCACGGCCCGUCAUGCAGUUUAAUAAUCCGCUUGCGGGCGUGGGGUUUGAGAACCCACAACACCCUUACCAGGAGGUCUACGUCGCGCCGAGUAUAAACCAGCUUAUUCAACAGGCGCAGGCGCAGCUUCACACAGGCCAGCAGGUCGUGCAACAACAACAGCAGCAGGUUCAGCAGCAACAGUCACAGCAGGUGCAAGCACCGCCACAACCGCACAAUGGCUUUUACUACCAGUAG